Molecule: messenger RNA, 689 nt
Organism: Suillus paluster
Lineage: Eukaryota; Fungi; Basidiomycota; Agaricomycetes; Boletales; Suillaceae
Exons: 1
Coding region: 181-651 (156 amino acids)
Source: RefSeq, a predicted model, not a curated record
CAAUAAGCUCAACAAUAUUCUGCAGCGUAUGUUUUACUCGUCUCUGUGUAAUUUGGCGUCUGAUCCCCGCACAAAAUCGGUAUAAAUGUAUACACGUCGCUGAUGCGAUGUGAGUACUUUGCCGAAUAGAGCAUGCUACAACGCUAGAUAGUUACAGAAACAAUAGAUCUCUUGCAGCCCAUGGCUCAGCGGCUCUGUAUGUUCAAGAACAUCGCAUUCGACGCGUCUGUUUUUUUUUUACGUCUCCAUUGCCACGCAGCGCAAGGUGACCAUCCACGCAGAUGUUCUCAUAGGCAGAGGCCGACAUCUCAGGCGACCACUCCCAACACCCGACCGAUCAUACAGGGCAACAUAUUCUCUGAGCCGUGUCCAUUCCACAUCCGGGGUGGUCUCGCGGUCGAGAAGCGUUUCUGCAUUUGCCCCGACGAACAAUUGUUACGAGGUCGUUCGUGUUGCGUUCGCCUAUAUCAAGUACCCUAUCCCCCUGUUCACAUUUCGGCUCACCCCUGCACACUAGCACCUUUGAAAUAUUUAACCGAAAGGAAGUUCCAGGGUGGCGGAAAUGUAGCUGCUCAUAUUGUAUCCAGAAUACAUGGUUACACCCUACCGAAGGGCGCAAUAUCGUACGAUCAGCUACAAGCUCGACCGUGAAGUUUGCUUGCUAACCUACUACUGGAACUCUAUGCAGC